Molecule: messenger RNA, 911 nt
Organism: Labeo rohita (rohu)
Lineage: Eukaryota; Metazoa; Chordata; Actinopteri; Cypriniformes; Cyprinidae
Product: lysosomal-associated transmembrane protein 4A
Exons: 7
Coding region: 99-746 (215 amino acids)
Cellular component (GO): lysosomal membrane
Source: RefSeq, a predicted model, not a curated record
AACUUACAAGUGUGUUCGUCAGAAACAGGGUGGAUUUGUGUGUCUGUCUGUGAGUUUUUCAUCUUGUUUGUGUCAUUGUGCAAGAGACGAAGAGAAAGAUGUCUGGAACCCGUACCCUCUGCUGCCAUGUCACCACCGCGACCGUCUUAUUUGCCGGCGUAUAUCUGAGUGUUAAUAUGCUGACAUUGGUGGGCAUCAUUCUAACGGUUUCACUGGAUAAAGACACCAUUUCUGUCUCCUAUCACGAAUCAAGGGUUACCAAAGGGCACCGUGCUUUUGACAUCAGCACUAACAUCCUGAUGCUGGUUCUGAUGUCGAUUUCUGCUGUGCUGGUCUUCUUCGCUAAACGCAAGGGCCCAAUGUUUGUGCUGCCUUUUGUGCUGAUGAUGAUGGUGGAGCUCAGUCUGAGUUUUCUGUCCAUGUUUAAUGGAGCCUGGGGUCUGCCAGGGACCCCCGCCUACAGAGAAAUUCUGCAAUCUGUAAAGAGUCAGCUGAAAGUCGAAAGGUUAAGUGAGGAGGAUAUUGGCGAGUUCACCAUGUGGUACUCUGUCUUCUUUAUGCUGCACAUACUGCUGAAGGUGUACGCUCUUCAAGUGUCAAUGAAGUGUUUCUAUGCUCUGAAGGCAGAAAGGAUGGCUGCUGUCAGUGUUUGCAGUGGAAAUUCUGUGACAAUGAAGUUGCCUUCUUAUGAUGAAGCUCUCAAGAUGAAAGCAGAAGACACACCCCCUACCUAUAAUGAGCCUUAAAAUGAACAUGUACUUCAGGCUUGGUUUUUUGACGCAAAAUGCAAAAAACCCCUUUGGGUUUAAACCACAAAUAUAUGCAUAAAUAUUCACACGCAUGCUACAAUCAGGCACAGCUAUGCUUACAUGUAACAUCUAUGCUUUUAAUAAAUAAAUGUAAAAAAUUGA